AUGUUCUGCCUCUUCUGGGAUGUGUCCACGCCAUGCUCCGUGUGUGUAUACGCUCUGACGGAGGGAAAAUCUCAACUCAAUCGCUGCAAAAGCAAGAGUGCCAUGCCAGAGGGGUCCCAGUCUGCUCUCCACCAGGACCCAAUGGGGGAAGAGUCUGCUCACCUCUCCGCGGCGCUCUCCCAGCCCGGACAUGAGCCGCCCCAUACAGACUCCGACUGCUACAGCCGCGUCUGCAUGGAUCCUGCAGAGGGCGAGAGCGAGCGGCCGGUGAGCCUGGUGUCCACCCUGUCCUCCGGAUCGUCCCGGGACAGUCACAGUCUCUUCGGGAGCACCGCAGCCCUCCCCUCCUCUGCCACGCCGCCCAUCCCCAGCGAGGACGACAUUGACCUGGAGCUCAGUCCCACCCAAUGUAACGAGACCGAGAGGACAGAACACUGGACCGAUGUGAACCAGUGGAACCAGAAUAACGCCAAACGAAACGGCACCAUUCGCCAUUUCCAGCCUCCCCCUGUCAUAACGGACGCCAUGGCGCCUAACCCUAAAUUGACAUAUGUGGACCGGGUUGUCAUGGAGAUCAUUGAGACAGAGCGCAUGUAUGUUCGAGAUCUGCGGAGUAUUGUGGAGGAUUAUUUGGCUCACAUUAUUGACACAAACAAUCUCCCUAUUCGACCAGAGCAAGUGUGCGACUUGUUUGGAAACAUUGAAGACAUCUACGAAUUUAACAGCGAGCUUCUCCAGUCUUUGGACAUGUGUCAGAGGGACCCCGUGGCAGUGGCCCAGUGUUUUGUGGAUAAGAGCGAAUCCUUUGAAAUAUACACUCAAUAUUGUAACAACUACCCCAACUCAGUGGCUGCACUUACAGAUUGCAUGAGGUGUAAAAAUUUGGCCAAGUUCUUUAGGGAUCGCCAGGCCACUCUGAAGCGCUCUCUGCCUCUGGGUUCAUACCUGCUCAAGCCAGUCCAGAGAAUCCUCAAAUAUCACCUGCUCCUUCAGGAAAUUGCCAAGCACUUUGACCCUGAUGAAGACGGUUGUGAGGUGGUUCAGGAGGCCAUAGAGACGAUGACAGGCGUGGCCUGGUACAUAAACGAUAUGAAGCGGAAGCAUGAGCACGCGGUCCGAGUGCAGGAGAUUCAGUCGCUUUUGAUCAACUGGAAGGGUGCUGACUUGACCACCUACGGAGAGCUGGUGCUGGAGGGAACUUUCCACGUGCUCCGGGCCAAAAACACACGCUCGCUCUUCUUGUUUGAAAAGAUGCUUCUCAUCACAAAAAAACGGGGAGAGAACUAUGUGUACAAGACCCACAUCUCUUGCUCCACUUUAAUGUAUCUGGAUAACGCUAAGGACCCCCUGCUCUUCAGCGUCAUCCAUUUCAAACACCCCAAACAGCCUCACACUGUGCAGGCCAAGUCGGUAGAAGAGAAGAGCCUCUGGUCACAUAACAUCAAGAGGCUCAUACUUGAAAAUCACAGCACGAUUGUUCCACCAAAGGCCAAGGAAACCAAAUUGGAAAAUGCUAAUUAUCCGGGAAAGUACAACUACAGUCCGGAGAGGAUGAAGAAGUCAAGCAAUCAGGCUGAGGACCAGCACAGAAGGGGCCGCAGGAGAUCAGAACCUGCUAAACAGAUAUUUAGAAGCGCAAAAGCUGUACUGAAGCACGCAGACAGUGAGGGCGCCCUGCUGGGAGACAGGCGGUCUCUCCAGCUCCCCUCCAACACCGAGCACCAGGCUCACGGGCCGAGUGUGAAGAACUUUGUAGCCUCAAGUGAGCAGCUAUGUACCCCUGAAUGUGACGAGAGAGCCGGCUGUCCUACCGAUGGGGCAAAUGACUCUGACAAGGCCACGGAGGCUGAGGAAGAUGAGGAUGAAGGAGAAAAUUACAAGGAUAGUCUGAUGGGGGGCGACCAGGUAGCCGACUUCGCCAGCUCAGUGCUGGCCGCCAUUUCCUGCUGGCAGUCUAGAAGCAGGGCUAUGCUUUCUACUCACUUCACAAUGGAUGAUGUCAAAGCCGAUAGUAUUCAGAACGUGCCAUUGGAGGAGACAGAGACUCGGGGCCUGGGGGACCAUUAUGAGGCUGCUGCUGGAACAGAAGCUCACACAACGCAGGUCUCGGUGGAGGACAUGUGCCCUCUCGACUUUGUUUCUCCCUCCGAGUGCAGCCAUCAGAAUGAGGUGCCGUACUGUCACACCCCAGAGUCCAUACAGACCAGCACCCCGGAGCUCCACAACACAUCUCAGGAGACAGUAGAAGAAGACGAAGCAGGAAGUGACUCCUCCGGUUUUCAGGUGGAGGAGACAAACGUUCUGACUAAUGGAGAGAUGUCGGAGGAGGAGCCGGAGAUGGUGGCUCACAGUAAAAACAUGCUGAAUCAGGCCAGCGUGAUGAGCGAGCGAUUUAUCACCAGCCUUUCCAGACAGAGCAGUCUCAUCUCGGAGGACUUGGGUUCUGUUGCAUGUUCCUCACCUCUGACUGAUGAGCCCUUUACCAGCUCCUCUGCAGCUGUAGAUGUAGUUAAGGACAUUCAAAUGUUCACUAGGUCUCCAGAACCACCUUUGUCCUCUCCACAUCCUGGGCUACAUGACUUUGUUACAGAAGAGCGUCGGACCACUCUUUCGAAGCAGGAUCGGCUUCUCAUCCACAAAAUCAGAACAUAUUAUGAACAUGCCGAGGACCAAGAUGUUGCCUUCAGCAUCAAACGCAGGGAGAGUCUGUCGUACAUCCCUGCUGGGCUGGUUCGACAGCUGAGCCGACAGAUCAACAGUGUGCCUCUCGAUCAGGCCACUCCACCUCACCGAAAGGAACCUGCCCGAAUGAGACCCACUUCCUGGUCUGUGUUUGAGCUUCCUGGUUUGGACAAGAGUCAAAAUUCUGAUUUGAUGUUCAACAGUGGCGUUCAUGAGGACUUCAGGCAUCCAUCAGAGAUGCUCCGAGUUUGGGACGAAAUGGCUUUAAAGGAGGAAGAGGCUGCAGAAACUCUGAACACUACAGAAGAGCCUUUAUCGAUACAAAGCCCUCUUAAUUACAGUCUAGAGAGUGCAGAAGAAAGCAUCACACAUGAGGAUCACACUGCAGAACAAAGCCCCACAAACACCCCCGUGUCCUCCCCACUCUGCCUGGAGCAGGCUAAAGAGGACCAGGACUCUGAACAGGACCAGGGGCAUUUCAGUCCAGAGCAUUUACCCACAAGCAUCAGAUUUAGGACAAGUAUGGACGAGGACCAAAUCCUCCAUGAUAUGGGAAAGAUGAAAAACAAAGUUUUUCAUUUGGCACGUCAAUAUAGUCAACGCAUCAAAAAUAACAAACCAAUGAAAUGGCAAAGAACCCAAGAAACAGGGAAUCAGUCUGCUCUAAACAUGCCGGCUGUGCAGGAGGAACGGCUGCAGUUAAGAAAAAAUGGUAAACCAAAUCUCAGAUUGGCCUUGAAUGUUGCGACUCAAGCCGUGAUUCAUGAAGUGAGUUCUCCAAGUCCAGUGCAGAGUCCGAGCUCUGUUCUGAGCUCCCAGAGCACACUUGUGUCUCCUCUGACCCCACAGUCUGAGAACUUCCACUGGCCCGAUGUCCAGGAGCUGCGCUCCAAAUACACCAAGGACAACACGCCCACAGCGUCCCUGACCAGCACACCAGUCCAAGACCCCGGCGCCCUGACCAUCAGAGACCAGACUAACUCAGAGAAGUGCAGCAGCUUCUCUGACCUCCACAAAGCUCUGGCAGACUGUCCCAGGUCCAAGUCUGUCCCAGUGCAGUGCCGGUCUGGGAUCGAGGACUGGCCUCUUCCUAAAGGCCGCUCAGUCCUGUCCAGGUGGAGCUCUUUAGACCACAUGCUCGGCUCUCACCCGCUUCAUGAAGUCCAAAACCUGCAGCGUCCAGUGAGAGGCCUCCACACAACCAGCCAGCUGUGUUUGGCCUCGAGAGACUCCGGAAGCAGCGACGCUCUUCAGAUGACGGACACAGCACCAGGCGUCACUCUGGUCCUGAACAGUCUGGCGGGCAAAUCCGAGUUUGGAGAAAGGAGCGUGGAAGAUGCUCCGACCCGCCUCAGCGACGCACACAUUCAGAUGAUCAAGGACUCAUGGAAAGUUAUCCGGGAUGAUAUCGCCAAAGUUGGGAUUAUUAUGUUUGUCAGAUUGUUUGAGACACAUCCCGAGUGCAAAGACGUCUUCUUCCUCUUCCGUGACGUGGAGGACCUGGAGAAACUCAGGACGAGCCGGGAGCUGCGAGCACACGGACUACGAGUAAUGUCCUUUAUUGAGAAGAGUGUGGCGAGACUGGACAACCUGGAACGGCUGGAGGCUCUGGCUAUUGAACUGGGGAAAAGCCAUUAUCAGUACAACGCACCACCUAAAUAUUACAAUUAUGUAGGAGCAGAAUUCAUCUGUGCAGUGCAGCCGAUUUUAAAGGACAGGUGGACAUCAGAGUUGGAGGAAGCCUGGAAGACCAUGUUCCAAUUUGUGGCCGGCCUCAUGAAACAAGGAUAUCAGGAGGAAAGCAUCAGGCAGCGUCAGCUCUCGCUCUCUCCAAAAAACCGGCCCGAAAAGAGAAGUACAGCCCUAUGA
Messenger RNA from Knipowitschia caucasica, 4551 nucleotides. The record is from the annotation of a GenBank genome assembly. Lineage: Eukaryota; Metazoa; Chordata; Actinopteri; Gobiiformes; Gobiidae.